GAUUAAAUUAUAUUUUAUGUUAUUUUCUACUCUUUUUUUUUUUUAACGACUUCCCUAUGUUUAAUGGGUUGAGCAUCUUUUCAGCAUACAAGUCAAACAUGUUUGAUACUUGCGUACUCUCUCACCUAUGUAGCUGUACUGUGCACCGUUGCUUUUUCAAUCUACGACACAUAGCGCCACAUCACCGGUCAACAAGUACAGCUUUCAGUUUUCAUUUUUUUAUGCAUUUUGCGUCGAGCCAAAGUUUGAAGAGGCCCACGUCACGGUUCUAAAGAGCGAAAGAGUAUUCUAGAACUCCCAAUUCUUUAAACCCUUCUUAAACCCUCAUAUUUCUAAGAACUCUUCUAAAAAAAUCCUCUCAUCAAUUACAACCUUCAGCACCAAAAUGAUGUGCUCACCAGAAACCACCACGCCCUCCUCCAAAAUCAUUCUAUCAGGAGCUGCCUCGCUCGCUGCUUCUGCCAUUCUCUUCCAAACCAUCAACAACGUCGUCCCCACCUCUGUCCAGGACUACUUCCAUUCAUGCCUGCAGAGACUCUCCACUCGUUUAUUAUCCCAACUCACUGUUGUUGUCCAAGAGUUUGAUGGGCUCAUUGCAAACCACAUGUUCGAGGCAGCCAACGUUUACUUGGGCGAGAAGCAAUCACCUUUGACAUCAAGAAUUAAGGUUAUUAAGAUGGAGAAAGAGAGGGAACUGGCAGUGACAAUUGACAAGGGUGAAGAGCUGGUGGAUUUAUACAAUGGUGUGAAAUUCAAGUGGGUUUUGGUGUCUUCACGCAAUGACAAGCCGGUUUCAAAUACAAGGAGCAAUCAACAAGGGUUUGCAGCAUCGGAGACACGACACUUUGAGCUGAGUUUUCACAAGAAACAUAGAGACAUGGUGCUGAGAUAUUACUUACCCUAUGUUCUAGAGCAAGCAAAAGCAAUAAGAGAACAAAGGAAGACAGUGAAGCUUCAUACCAUUGACUAUAAUGGUACUGACUAUUGGAGCUCAAUCAACCUUGACCAUCCAGCAACUUUUUGUACAAUGGCUAUGGACCCGGAUUUGAAGAAUAUGUUAAUUGAGGAUCUUGACAGGUUUAGAGGGAGAAAGGAGUACUAUAGGAGAGUAGGGAAGGCCUGGAAACGUGGGUAUUUGUUGUAUGGACCGCCCGGUACAGGAAAGUCGAGCCUAGUUGCAGCCAUGGCUAAUUAUCUUAAAUUUGAUAUCUAUGAUAUGGAUUUGAAGGAGGUUCAGUGCAAUUCUGAUCUUAGGCGGUUGUUGAUUGGAACGGCUAGUAAAUCUAUAUUGGUAAUAGAGGACAUUGAUUGUUCAACUGAGAUGCAGAAUCGGGAAUCGGAUAACAAAGCCAUGUCUUUAGAGGAUGAGAAGGUUUCGCUCUCGGGUCUGUUAAACUUCAUUGAUGGCUUGUGGUCAAGCUGUGGAGAUGAGCGAAUCAUUGUAUUCACAACGAAUCACAAAGACCGCCUUGAUCCAGCACUGUUGAGGCCUGGUCGUAUGGAUGUGCACCUCCAUAUGUCAUAUUGCUCGUUUGGCGGAUUCAAGACAUUAGCUUCUAAUUACUUGCAAAUUCAGGAUCACCCACUGUUCAGAGACAUGGAAGACUUGCUAGAGAAGGUUGAGGCAACACCUGCAGAAGUUGCAGGAGAGUUGAUGAAAAGUGACACAGUAGAAGUCGCCCUACAGGGGCUUAUCAAGUUCCUCCAGAACAAAAAAGAUGGAAAUUAACUGGGCAUCUAGUAGCCCAGUGGACAAACAAUUGAAGUUGAAGGAAUUAGUAAUGGGGUAGUUAGCCAAGUUAAGACGGUGCUUUUUUUUCCUCUCCUUUUUGUUGGAAUUUUUAUACAAAACCCCAAUUUGCAUUUUAGGGUCAGAAUUUCAUAUUAAUAUUUUGUUUUAAUUAAUAUGACCACAAAAAAAAUUGCAAUAAUUUCUAUUAUAUAUAAAUUCUAACAUGAUAGGCAUGCCACAAUAGUCUGCAUCAUAUUCAUAUCAAUAAAUUGCUAUUUACAAUACCUCGUCAGUGAGAUCCCCAGCUCAAAUGUCAAAACUGUACCAAACACUAUUCACCAAGCAGAGCACAAAACUUGUUUUCUUGGAGGAAAACCAAAAAACACAAAUGGACACAUACUAUGGAUUUAAUUCAGCCAAAAUACAUGAUGCAAUCCAUGUAAUCUUCAUCUCUCACUUCUGAUGGUAGCUACAAAUGCAUUAUAAUGUCUAAAACUAAUUUUCCACACCACGGAUAUGAAGCUUGAUCUAACUUACUCCAAAGCUUCGUUUAUACAGACAAUACCAACUACAUCCAAUCUAACUUACUCCAAAGCUUUGUUUAUACAGACAAUACCAACUGCAUCCUCAUAUUUCCUGUAGCAUAAUUGCUUAAACACAACAGAAUGUUUUUAUGUUUACUAUUUAAAAGUAAUGUCAGUUCAGGAUUUCUAUAAAUAACUUAGACUUCCAU
Quercus lobata is the source of this 2465-nucleotide messenger RNA. Its product is annotated as AAA-ATPase At3g50940-like. Gene Ontology annotation, molecular function: ATP binding; ATP hydrolysis activity. The record is from RefSeq and is a predicted model, not a curated record. Bases 386 to 1729 code for a protein of 447 amino acids. Lineage: Eukaryota; Viridiplantae; Streptophyta; Magnoliopsida; Fagales; Fagaceae. The transcript is spliced from 2 exons.